UUCGUUUUAAUAUAUGAAGUUGCUUAAUACAGAAAUAGAAAGGUGUCGAAUUCAAGUGCGUAGCAUCAUACAGAAGUGAACUAAUUUCAAACUUUAAAGAAGGCCCUCCAAGACUUAUGACUUUUAAGUUUAAACUAAUUUGAGGCCUCAGUUAUUGUUCUAAUGUAUUUGUAGUGAAAUUCAAAUUUUUGUUGAUGAACAAGAAUCAGUCGAUAUUAUCUAUCAUCGCUCACAGCACGUAUCGAGACAUCUAUUUAUUCGUUACUCGGUCUAAGAGAAUCGAAUUUAUGCAAAAAAUCGCAAGUGAUAUUAUAACAAAUAAUAUAAGGAAUAGAAGACCUAUUUAAAACAAUAAAUAAACUCUAUAUUUUGAACUAAUUAUAUCAUAUGUUAUAAUAAUUACUUUAAAUAAUUUUGUUACGGGACUUAAAUUAUACUACUAUAAAUGUUCUACUUUCUAAUUCAGACAUACAUAAAUUAUUAAAAGGAAGUUGUUAUAAAAAUCUAAAACAGUCUAAAAUUUCAUAAAUUAUUCGAAAAAUAUUUUAAGACAAUCGAUUAUUGUACGACCUUCAUAGUAUCUGUACUUUCGCACAUUUAACAACAGGAAUCGAGUUCGGCACAUCAUUAUUAUUUAUCAAUUAGACUUGAAAGUUAAAACUGAAAGUACAUUGUAAACAUACAUAAAAAAUUAUAACUAUAAAACUAUUUAUAUUGUUAUAACAAUAACUAAGUACUGUUUAAAUUUGUAGGAUUCUCUUUGCUGUUUGUGUUUUUUAAUUCAAUUACUCCGAAAGUAAAUAUUUUAUACAUUGAAGAUAUAUUGGUUAAACAAAUUAAUAAACCCUUAUAUAUUAAUUGAUGAAACAAUGUCCGAUCCAACAAUUCAAACAUUUUGCUGUCAUCAUACAGAAAAUAAGGAAGACUUGGCAAUUAAAAUUAUGAGUGAAUUUAAUACAGAAUCAUAUAAUUCAGUAUGUUUAGUGUCCUCAACUAUUGGAAUACUAGGUUCUAUAUAUCAGAUUUUCCCAAGGCCUCUGCGAAAAAAUCAAACCAGACCACUUAACUGUUCUUCAGUACGAGGAAGAAGAAUUAUAAUUUGGUUGGCAAUUGCAGAUUUAUUAGCUGCUCUUGGUGUACUUGUAAGGUCUUCACUGUGGUUGCAAUACAAAAAUAUUAUGCCCAUGCCUAAUGAUGAUGUGAGUGUAUUAUUUUGCAGCAUCAUUUCUGCUUGGACUCAAUAUUUUUACACUGCUACCUGGUUUUGGACCUUGUUUUAUGCAAUAGACACAUGGCGAUCAAUCAGAGGAUAUGAUUCUCAGUCAGCACUUUAUCACUCUUUGGCAUGGGGGCUACCAGCUGCAACCACCAGUAUAGGGCUAUCUAUUCUGUAUUUACCAAAUGCAAAAUGUCACCAUAUAACAUCUGUUUCAUCAGCUCUACUUAAAAUUUUACCCAAUUAUUGUGCUACAUACUUGCCCAUAGCCAUAGUAAUGGUAGCAAAUCCUAUUAUUUAUAUUAUGGCUAGCAGGAAGAUUGAAAUGACAGUAGCUCUACCUUUGGCUCAGUUUACAAGCAAAGAAAGGCAUGUGGUUGAUACAUUAAGGUUAAAGUUUUUUCUAAUAAAUGCUGUUUUUUACAUCUGUUGGUUACCAAAUCUUAUUAAUGGGAUAUUAGUGUGGACCAUGUGGUUCAAUAUGCCUGUUACAUUUAUCAUUGUUAUAUGGUAUAUUAUGGCCCUCUUGAAUCCUAUGCAAGCUUUGUUGAAUGCAUUGGUGUAUCGAAAGUGGAAUACCAAUGAAAGACGUUCUAAGCCAUCUGUGCCAAGUUUCCAAAAAUUUUUCCAAAGCAACGAUGAACAAUCUCCUCUCCUAGGUUCAGAGCCUCCACGUUUGCCACUCUCUCCUAUUCCAGCAAUUAAUAAUUAUGCUACCUUGUAAUGUGUGUUUUGUGUGAUGUGAUGUGAUGUGAUACUACUAUUAUUUUAUAACAUAUUUUAUACAAUUUAUGUAAAAACUUUUUGUUAUAUUACUAAGUAAAACAUUUUUACUGAUUUUA
Messenger RNA from Danaus plexippus (monarch butterfly), 2058 nucleotides. RefSeq names its product G-protein coupled receptor 143-like. Gene Ontology annotation, molecular function: L-DOPA receptor activity; L-DOPA binding; dopamine binding. The transcript has 7 exons. Bases 870 to 1940 code for a protein of 356 amino acids. Lineage: Eukaryota; Metazoa; Arthropoda; Insecta; Lepidoptera; Nymphalidae. Gene Ontology annotation, cellular component: plasma membrane; melanosome membrane. The record is from RefSeq and is a predicted model, not a curated record. Gene Ontology annotation, biological process: regulation of calcium-mediated signaling; G protein-coupled receptor signaling pathway; melanosome organization.